UAUUGCGUUAUCCAUUUCCGGAUAAUACAAUGCGCAUAUUUAUAAUUAUAUCGUAGGUUUGUAAUCGUAAUUUUAAAAGCCUGAAAAAGUUUCCUCAAGAAGUGAUAACUCGCAUGCGACGCUGAAUAUGACGCAGUUGUAGAAAUCCAUUCGACGUGGACAGAAAAACGUGGACGAUAUUUUUAACGCGGGCGUAUAUUAUAGUGAAGAGUGGUGAAGAGUGAAGUAUCGUCCGAGGAUAAAUUGCGGUGGUACUUAUCGCUAUUAUAAUAAAAAAAAGAAAUGAGCAUAAUAUGCACUCAUCGCCUACUCGGUUCAGUGUCAGUCAUACAGAUACACACGAAGUGUCCUCCUGAUAUGAUCCGUGGUGUCCUCGUGAGUGUCUUGUAAGUGAAUUCAAGUUCAUGCAGGGUAACUCUGUCGAAAUUGUAAACAAAACGUUCAAUUUGUCGAUAACUUUACAGGAAGCAUGGAUACUACUGUCAAUGAUGCAUAGUUAUAUAUAGUAGUUCAAAUUGCGCUUUUGUGCUAACUGUCAUCAUGUCGUUUAUGUCAUCUUCAGUAGGGAUGUGCGCGCGAAAAAUAAACAAACAGCUGUUAGUGCACAAUACCUCGGUUAUUAAACAAAUAGUUCGAAAUUUGGAGGUGCAUGAGCACAUGGCAUACACUUUAUUAAGAGAAGCUGGCAUUCCUACCCCACCUUUCUGGGUAGCAAAGACAUCCGAUGAAGCUGCUAGUCUGGCCAAGAAUCUGAAUACGAAGGACCUCGUGCUGAAAGCGCAAGUUCUGGCUGGAGGUAGAGGGAAGGGACAGUUUAAGGAUAGCAAUGUUAGUGGCGUCGUAAUGUGCGAUACAAUCGAACAGGUAAAGGAAUUGGCAGAUAGUAUGAUCGGCAAGGUGCUUGUGACUAAACAGACGGGUGCAGCUGGAAAGAUAUGCAAUUCGGUGAUGGUGACAACGCGUAUGUUUCCGCGUAAAGAAUACUACAUGGCGGUGAUGUUGGAACGUACCUUCGAUGGUCCCGUAAUAAUCGUUUCCAAGCAAGGCGGAGUAAACAUCGAAGACGUCGCUGCUACGAAUCCCGAAGCCGUAGCAUAUGUACCGAUCGACGUGAAGAAAGGUUUAACACCCGAGCAGGCGAACAGCGUUGCCGAUAAACUGGGACUCACAGGGAACAGCAAGGAGAUCGCGUCGAUCGUCGCCUCCAAUCUCUACGACUUGUUCGUCGAGAAGGACGCACUGCUGCUAGAGAUCAAUCCGUUCGCAGAAGACAUCUGUGGCGAAUAUUACGCUCUGGAUUGCAAAUGCAAAUUUGACGACAGUGCCGAUUUCCGGCAGAAGGAGCUGUUCGCCCUGAAGGACACAACCCAGAUGGACCCGAAAGAAGUCGAGGCGGAGAAGUAUAACUUGAAUUACAUAGCUCUCGAUGGAAAUAUUGGCUGCAUGGUGAACGGAGCCGGACUGGCGAUGGCCACCAUGGAUAUCAUAAAACUGUACGGCGGUAAGCCAGCAAAUUUUUUGGACGUCGGCGGUACCGCUACAGUCGAGACAGUGACGGAAGGCUUCAAAAUACUAUCUUCGGACCCAAAUGUGGAAGCUAUCUUGGUGAAUAUUUUUGGCGGCAUAAUGAGAUGUGAUAUAAUCGCUCAAGGGAUCAUAGACGCUACGAAACAAUUGAAUCUGAACGUGCCCAUAAUUACGCGAUUACAGGGUACCAAUGUCGAUAAAGCUAAACAGUUGAUAUUGGACGCUAAGCUAAAAGUAAUUUCCGUGGACGAUUUCGCUCAAGCGGCCGAGACAUCUGUCAAGUUAGCAUCGAUGAUGAAUAUUGCGAAGUCUUCAGAUUUAGAUAUCACUUUUAGUACUAAAUCGCCAAAAAAGGAUUUUGAACAAGUAAAAAACUGACACCUUUGGAAGAGUUUGUCAAAUAUUUUAUAUUUACAUAU
Messenger RNA from Mycetomoellerius zeteki, 1946 nucleotides. RefSeq names its product succinate--CoA ligase [ADP-forming] subunit beta, mitochondrial-like. The record is from RefSeq and is a predicted model, not a curated record. Lineage: Eukaryota; Metazoa; Arthropoda; Insecta; Hymenoptera; Formicidae. Gene Ontology annotation, molecular function: metal ion binding; succinate-CoA ligase (ADP-forming) activity; ATP binding. Bases 541 to 1905 code for a protein of 454 amino acids. Gene Ontology annotation, biological process: tricarboxylic acid cycle; succinyl-CoA metabolic process. Gene Ontology annotation, cellular component: succinate-CoA ligase complex; mitochondrion. The transcript has 7 exons.